This is a messenger RNA of Angiostrongylus costaricensis, 474 nucleotides long. The record is from the annotation of a GenBank genome assembly. Lineage: Eukaryota; Metazoa; Nematoda; Chromadorea; Rhabditida; Metastrongylidae.
AUGCUUAAUGAAAUCGAAUGCACGGCACAUCUCUCACGGAUUGAUCAACGCUUAGAGCUUUUAGCUUUUAUCAUUUAUUUACUCCUUGAGAAUUUUCGUUCUAAGGAGGUUUCUAUCAAACUAUUUCAGAUCCAGAACAAUGACUUAUGUUCUGUUUUGAUGGCGAAUGGAACUUGUGUUGGAACCGUGUGUUGUAAAUAUGAAAUAGUCGGUUGCUCAAAAACUCUGUAUAUAAUGUCGCUAGGAGUUCAUCCGUUAUAUCGUUGCCGUGGAUUAGGGGGAAAACUCCUUGAUUUUGUCACUUCAAAAGCCGGCGACAUUUCUGCUUCCAUAAUUAAACUUCAUGUGCAGGUGAACAAUUCAGUUGCUAUAGAAUUUUAUACGAAGCGGGGCUUUGCUAUUACUGAGACCAUCCCGAACUAUUAUCACAGGUGUACCCCUGCCGAUGCCUAUGUUAUGCAUAGAGUGUUGUAA